GGCAUCGGCAAACACCCUCUGAAUGCAGUGGCUUGGAGGGGGCGGGGCGAACCUCUGGGCCCCCUUGAACAGGACAAGGUCUCACCUUUUCCUUCCUUGUCGUAAGCAUAGAGCUCUCCGUUCCUAACUAACAAUAGAAGGGGAAAAAGAAAAAUACAGGAAGAAGAAGAAGAAGAAGAACAACAACAACAACAACAACAACAACAACAAAGCACUCAAAGUAGAUAGUUGCAAUUACUAUGGAAUCACCAUAUCAAUGACAUCAUCAUCAUAAUACCGAUACACAUCAAUAAUAAUCAAAUUUGAAUCAGCCUUGACAGAGCAUGCAGGGCACGAAGUUUGUCCGAACAAGGAACUAGUCACCAUGCAUACUUGAAAGUUGAAACGCAAUAAGAACUGAAGCUAGAAGAAUAGUGUCACGUCCUUUGCGUCCAAAUAAAAAGAAAAGAAAAGGAAAAGUGUGGUUGAUAUGGCGUGAAGCACACGUGCGCGGAAGGGCCUCCUCUUGAAAUGUGCCUCCUACACUUCUCCCUGCUCCUGGAGACUCCACGAACACAACCUACCCGACUUAUGCUCUCUCCACUUCGUAAACGUAAAUCCAUCGAAUGGCUUUCAUUCCAUAGCUGCUGUGCAUACUUGCCUCAUCACGUUAAUCACGUAAACCAGCCAUCCUACAUUAGCCCCGUUCUUGUUUGCUACACAGAACCUGCCGAAAUUUAUAGCAGCACUGCUGCAGCACUGCUGCAGCACUGAACCAACCCCUUUUUGCACUCACCCUCCUCCAUCCCUCCAGCUCCUCGUUGUCAUCCGUUGAGCUGGUCAUUAGUGCCGUCCCGGCCAUUCAACAAAAUCCUGCCUGCCUCCCCUCAUUGCUUUCCUGUUCUUCAAAUACUAGAGAGUGGGUGGCAGGGGGCCAGAGACACCCACAUUAUUCAUGAAGAACAUUAAAACAAAAAGGGGGAAAAGAAACAGAAAGUCCGUCAUUGCGACUAGCCCACUGCUGAUCCACAGUCACCAUGUCCUCCCCUCGGUCAGACCGUAAAUUAUGCCAGAAUAAAAUUGAUUUUGAAAGAAUAGAUUCUGAAAUAAAAACAGCUUUAUUGUUCAAGGUCUUCUCAUAGCACAGGAUGAUACUUCCGGGCAGUCACUGAGGGUUGCCUGAAGUAACGGGCGUCUUGAGUCUUGACCACAUGAGAAAAAAACGAACAAAUAGGGGAAAACACAUGAGAGUCCGUACAACAGAAAGGGAAAAAAAAGGCACCACCAGAAAAAACAGAGAAAACAACUGGGUAAAAAAAAAAAACUAGGUAAGGAUGCAAGAAAAUGACGAGGAAGUACAAUUGCACUGCACAAGAUGGAAGCAUCACGGUGGACUUGUGACAUCUGGGGCUUCCGUAGGAAACCCAGGCAAGAGGAUGGAUUUCACACAUCAUCAGUCUAGCAUGGCAGCGAUGAUGCGUACAGGAAAACAGCAGGAUGCUGACGGUGAUGCCGACGCCGAAGGAGGCGGCGGGAGCAGUGGUGGAGGCAGAGGUGGGGCAGCAGCAGCAGCAGCAGCAGCAGCAGCAGAAGCAGAAGAAGAAGAAGAAGAAGAAGAAGAAGAAGAAGAAGAAGAAGAAGAAGAAGAAGAGGACGAAGACGAGGACAAUGACGAGGACGAAGACGAGGACGAAGAUGAAGACAAAGGCGAAGACAAAGACGAAGGCGAAGACGAAGACGAAGACAAAGGCGUAGACGAAGACGAAGACGAAGACGAAGACAUAGACGAAGACGAAGAUGAAGACGAAGAAGGUGACGACGAAGACGAAGACGAAGACGAAGACAAAGACAAAGACGAAGAUGAAGAUGAAGACGAAGAAGGUGACGACGACGAAGACGAAGACGAAGACGAAGACGAAGACGAGGACGAGGACGAGGACGAGGACGAAGACGAAGACGAAGACGAAGACGAAGACGAGGACGAAGACCAAGACCAAGAAGAGGAAGAAGAAGAAGAAUCUCUUGAUCAUCCACCCGGCAUAUUCAUUGUUUGGGCAUGAUGGCGGCGAUGCCCAGACAACGACGAUAGUAAGAGAAAGAAGAAGAAAAGCAAGAAAAAGAAGGCGCAAGCAAAAGAAGAAGAUCGGCCAGUCAAAUCGAUUUUGGGGAUGGCAGCAAAUUCAGCAAUCAGGCCUGAAGCAGGAAGAGAGUGACAGGACAAGGACGAAGAAGAAGAAGAAAAAGUAGACGAAGAAAGAGUAAGCUGUGGAGGACGA
Messenger RNA from Chara braunii, 2255 nucleotides. The record is from the annotation of a GenBank genome assembly. Lineage: Eukaryota; Viridiplantae; Streptophyta; Charophyceae; Charales; Characeae.